GCGAAUACAAUGUAACGUCUAACGACCGUUUACAGCGACGACGUACGGAGUGUUGGUAUUGCAUACAAAGGACGGGGUACAAACAAGGCACGGUAUGGCUAUGCACAAGCGGUUGCAGGAAUGCAUAUCGCACAUAACAUGUACAUGGACACACCAUCGCUCCAGUAUGCUUUACUGCAAUCGGUGUCCCGCACUCCGUACCCCUCCGAGGCAUCUGCAGCUGUAUCUGUACGACAUUCCGCCACCUCAACAGUCCUUGGGUACACUUGUGAGAAUUCAUCAGUCAGAUCACGAACCAUAUCCAUACGGUUAGUCAUUUCGGGUGGCUUACAUGCAUAUCUUGGUAUGUGUGUAGGGGAAGCUGAUGUGAGGAAAAUCGCCAUGCAAGGAGCAUAUCCGAAUAUAUCCUCUAACGUUAUAACGAUUGGGAAUUAUGCUUUGCUGGGGUCAGCAUUCGAUCUAGUUUCUGGACCAGUGGUCUUCCAGAUAAGCCAACAUAUCCAUGUCGUGCUAACAGUCCCAGCAAUUGGAUCGAAAACCAUCACAGGGGUGUAUGUACGGCAUGUAACAUCAGCUUCUCCUACAUAUUGGUCAGAUAUACAAGCCUGCUCCACACCACCUACAUAUAUUCAAUUCUAUGCAUGGUCAUCCUGGAGUCUAUCUAUCCCUUAAAGAGUAGAGAUGAGACAGAUACACAUCUUAUGAGGCAUUAUUUACUCCGGGAUAGAAGCAGGCAAGAAAUCUGGCAAUUUAGCACUAUACGAAGGU
Messenger RNA from Aspergillus sclerotioniger CBS 115572, 768 nucleotides. RefSeq lists its product as uncharacterized. The record is from RefSeq and is a predicted model, not a curated record. The transcript is spliced from 2 exons. The coding region runs from base 121 to 672 and encodes 183 amino acids. NCBI's taxonomy places the organism in Eukaryota, Fungi, Ascomycota, Eurotiomycetes, Eurotiales, Aspergillaceae.